GCAAGGGGGUAGAGGGAUUCACAUUCAAAACACACCCACGGAGAGAGAAGAAGAAGAUGGAAGCACAAGGUGGGCAACAACAAUGGAUGAUGAGCGCACAGCCACAGCCACAAUUUGCUUACGCAGCACCGCCGCCUCCACCGCAACCCUACCACCAGCCUUCCUCUCACGAAGAAGUUCGUACCCUAUGGAUUGGCGAUUUACCCUACUGGGCCGACGAAUCCUACCUUCAUUCCUGGUUCGCCGCCACUAACGAGGUGCUUUCGAUAAAAGUAAUACGGAACAAGGCAACUGGCCUUCCAGAAGGUUAUGGAUUUGUGGAGUUUGCUUCACAUGGUACAGCAGAAAGGGUUUUGCAAUCGUACAAUGGAACACAAAUUCCAGGAACCGAAUUAACUUUUAGGUUGAAUUGGGCAUCUUCUGGCAUUGGAGAAAGACGACCUGAUGCUGGGCCUGAGCAUUCUAUUUUUGUAGGUGAUUUAGCACCUGAUGUUACUGAUCAUUUAUUGCAAGAAACCUUUCGGACUCAAUAUCCAUCGGUUAGAGGAGCCAAGGUUGUGACUGAUCCCAACACAGGACGCUCAAAGGGGUAUGGGUUUGUUAAAUUUGCGGACGAGAUGGAAAAGAAUCGGGCCAUGACUGAGAUGAACGGGAUUUAUUGCUCAACUAGACCCAUGCGAAUAAGUGCAGCUACGCCAAAGAAGACCACAGUCUUCCAACAGCAAUAUGUGGCACCGAAAGGUGGCUUAUAUACAGCUCCAGUGCCUACAAUUCCUGUGGACAAUGAUAUAACAAAUACCACAAUUUAUAUCGGCAAUCUUGACCCUGUUGUUACAGAGGAGGAACUGAGGCAGAUCUUCUUGCAGUUUGGAGAAAUAGUCUAUGUCAAGAUCCCUGCAGCCAAGGGAUGUGGGUUUGUGCAGUUUACAGCUAGGACAUCUGCUGAAGAAGCAAUUCAAAGGAUGCAUGGAAGCCAGAUUGGUCAACUUGUAGUCCACCUUUCUUGGGGCAAGAGCACAACUGCUAAACAGGAUCCAUCUGGAGUCUGGAAUCCACAGGCAGAUCCAAAUCAAUGGGGCAGCGCAUACUAUGGUUAUGGACAAGGUUACGAUGCUUAUGCUUAUGGAGCAACUCAAGAUCCGUCCUUGUAUGCUUAUGGUGCGUAUGGUGGUUAUAUGCAGUAUCCCCAACAGGGUGAAGGUGGUCAGGAUAUGGGGGGAGUGACAGGUGUUGCACCACCAUUGGAACAAAGGGAGGAAAUAUAUGACCCCUUGGCCACACCAGAUGUUGACAAGUUAAAUUCUGCAUAUGUUGCUAUACAUGGAAGUGCAAUCUUGGGGCGUCCAUUGUGGCAGAAAACGUCGCCUUUCUCAAUACAUGCAUAACUACCCGAUACCCGACAGGGUAAUGCUGAAGAUCAAAGCAUACCACACUAAACUAAUAUGAUUCCGAACCAUCCUUUCACAGAAGAAAAACGAAGCUUUUUGCUCAUUUACAGAGUGCUUGGCAAUUGUAUCAAGCCGAGACUUCUAUUGAUGUAUGUUGGUGGUUUGUUUGACGUGCUAUUGAUUUCGAUAACGUGCAACUUGUAUGCUACAUUUCUAAUUAUCCUCAUGAAUGAAAAUUGCAAUCAGAUCUUUAC
Messenger RNA from Cynara cardunculus var. scolymus (artichoke), 1642 nucleotides. RefSeq names its product polyadenylate-binding protein RBP47B'. Gene Ontology annotation, cellular component: cytosol. Lineage: Eukaryota; Viridiplantae; Streptophyta; Magnoliopsida; Asterales; Asteraceae. The record is from RefSeq and is a predicted model, not a curated record. Bases 57 to 1385 code for a protein of 442 amino acids. Gene Ontology annotation, molecular function: mRNA binding. The transcript is spliced from 8 exons.